AUGGAAUACCAUAGAAAAAGAAUGAACGAAUAUCUUUGUCACGGCUACAUAGCGGAAGAAAUUUUUAAAGAAGUGAGCACUCCUAGAGUAAAGCGACAUCCCGAAUCUUUGUCAACCAAUUCAAAUCACAACUUCUUAAGCGACGACAAUGUUACGGUACACGAUAAACUUUUGGCGGAUGAAGGAAGCAUGAAAUAUAAAAACUGGCUGCAACGAACGACGACGCUAAACGAUAUAUAUCGACACUAUGCACCUCAUAAAAAAAUAAUAAAGAAGCAAGAUGUUCAGCACGACGAUAUUGAGGAAUUCGAUGGUGAGGUGACGGGAUACGCGAUGCAAGCUCCUCUGCCAGAAUCAAAUGGAAAAGUGGGCAUUUAUGAUCCGCCUCACGAAGAUGACAUGCUAUCAUCAUCAACGGGACGUCAUUCUUUCCAUUACGGAUCUUUGUUUGGCCAUCAUCACGGCGAUCACUAUGGACAUCAUGUUGACUUCUUCCCGUCUGCUCACGAAGAAUACUAUUAUGCGCCGCAUCAUCAAGAUCAAGACCAUGAAGAUCAUAAACCCUCUUAUUCCAAAGGGAAAAGCAGUGAACUCUCACUCAAGGAAUUCUUCGAAAUUGCACUCACCGCGCUUGCAUUCUUAUCAUUCGGAUUAUUCAUUAUUCAACUUAUAUGUAAUGCUGCGAAGUUUGAAAAUGUUACAUUUUAGGAUAAUAAUAACGGCAGUAGGCGAAAGAAGAGAGCCACGAUUUCUCUUUCUUCGUCUCCCAUUAGCAACGAGGACUUGAACGAGUUAUCCUAUCGCGUUUUAAGGUCUAUCGAAGCGGCAAUGGUUGCCGAAGCAGAUUCUGGUAAUUGUUUGCGCAGGAUACUAUGUGAAGAUAAUCAAUACUCCAAAGAAACUAAAGAUGAUCGCAGAAUUUGGAUUCCCGUUUGGAGCUUGGGCAUGAGUUGGUUAUCGGGCAGAAUGCUGUACAGAACUCCAUGGUCGGCAAUGUUGGAUUCUGUGAAAGCAUCCGUUCUGGGCUUGGGUGGAAUCGAUUGCGCCUCUUUCUAUCCGGAAUGCGAUCUCGAGAGUGAAAGGAUUAAGAGGCGUCGCAGAAAAAAGAAAUAA
Molecule: messenger RNA, 1113 nt
Organism: Acromyrmex echinatior (Panamanian leafcutter ant)
Lineage: Eukaryota; Metazoa; Arthropoda; Insecta; Hymenoptera; Formicidae
Source: RefSeq, a predicted model, not a curated record